CGAAGUGAGGUGCGAAGGACCCGUCCCCUUCAAAAUCCCACCGUGGUUCUUGUGCCCAACCAACCCCCGAUGGAGGCGCUCAAGGCUGCGAUCGGCGACGGCGUGAUAACAUUCCUGUGGAUGUUCUGCAUCUCCACAGUGGGCCCCACGACGGCGGUCAUCGCCAGGCACUUGGAGCUCAGGAGCCUCCCUCUGAUCCUAGGGAUCACCGUUCUCUUGAUCACCGCCCUGCUUUUGAUCUUCAGCCAAAUCUCCAAGCUCCUCGGCAAGGCCAGCUUCAAUCCUGCCAACACCGCCGCUUUCUACGCCGCCGGAGUCAGCAAGGACAGCUUGUUCUCCAUGGCCCUCAGAUUCCCCGCUCAGGCACUUGGGUCUGUUGGUGGUGUUCUUGCAAUCAGAGAGGUGAUGCCUUCUCAGUACAAGAGCCUGCUUAAAGGGCCUUCUUUGAAGGUGGAUUUGCAUACAGGGGCGGUGGCAGAAUUCAUUAUAACUUUUGUGUUUACUUCUGCUUUGCUUUGGAUAAUCAUCAAGGGUCCUAGCAAUGCUUUUCUCAAAACACUGAUGCUUGCGACGACGACUGUUACCAUGGUUGUUUCUGGCAGAAUAUAUACAGGGCCAUCCAUGAACCCAGUAAAUGCAUUUGGUUGGGCGUAUAUUGAUAACAGUCACAAUACAUGGGAACAUUUCUACGUCUAUUGGAUUCCCUCCUUCACCGGUGCCAUUCUUGCUGCUUGGAUUUUCAGGUUCAUUUUCCUGCGAACUUCAACCAAGGUUAAAAAGGCAUGAGGUCUCAACAUCAAGUAAUAGUGAGAGGCAUCUAUCUCCUGAUGAUGAUCAUCAGUUCCUAAAAGACCAAACAAAUAGGUUGCCCUUCACGUUCUCAUUUGUGUAUUUGUUCCCACUUAGUAAUUUAAUGAAGUAGUGAAUCACUGUAGGACUGGCAAUAAGUUCAUUUGCUGCUUUGUAUUACUAUGAACUAUACUGAAAUCUACAUAGGUGCAGCAGUAAUGUACUAUCUUGUUCGCAGAAAUGAUGCUUUUCUUAAGAUAAAUUGAUAGAUCAAUUGCGAGUCA
Molecule: messenger RNA, 1073 nt
Organism: Asparagus officinalis (garden asparagus)
Lineage: Eukaryota; Viridiplantae; Streptophyta; Magnoliopsida; Asparagales; Asparagaceae
Product: aquaporin SIP1-2-like
Exons: 3
Coding region: 70-786 (238 amino acids)
Biological process (GO): transmembrane transport
Cellular component (GO): membrane
Molecular function (GO): water channel activity
Source: RefSeq, a predicted model, not a curated record